AUGCACUACUACGAGCUAGCUAUUCGCUUUGUCACCGGCCUGAUCGGAUCAUCCAUGGUGAACGCUGCAGUGCCUAACAUAAAAUAUCUAGGCUCCGCUACGAUUCUUACCGAUAACGAUCUGGGUGCCUUGUGCACAAACUCAGGUCCUAUCCUCAGCGCCAAUGUAUCUUCUCCUGUACCCUCCCUUCAACUUAACGUGCAAUCUGGCAAACAAAGCAUCACAGGCUUCCGCGAUUUCUACACCUUCCAGUUCCGGGGGAUACGCUUCUCGUCCCAACCUGAGCGGUUCACAUUCUCACGUCUUUAUGAAGGUGAAGGCGAAGUCGACGCAACGAAGUACGGUCCAGGAUGCGUACAGGCCCCUGAGGCACGGUGGCCGGAACUGAGUGAGGACUGUCUAUUCCUGAACGUAUGGACGCCUUAUGUGCCCGCUGACGGACCUUCCAAGGGAAAAUUGAAGGCUGUCAUGGUGUGGCUCUACGGCGGUGGCAACCUCGCAGGUACCGGCACUGAUCCAGAGAAGGAAGGUGGCAACCUUGCUUCCCGUGGAGAUGUUGUAGUUGUAACGUUCAACUACCGGCUCGGCAAUUUAGGCUUUCUGCCUUUCAUCGAUGGUGUGCACAAUGGCAACUAUGCAAUUUCUGACAUGAUUACGGCGUUGCGUUGGGUGCAGAAGAAUGUUGAGAACUUUGGCGGUGAUCCAAAUCGAGUAACGAUAUGGGGCGAAAGCGCUGGUGCUGUCAACGUACGGUCGCUGUUAGCCAUUCCGCAGGCGGAGGGCCUGUUUCAUGGAGCGAUAAUGCAAAGUAUGCCAGGAGAAAAUACUGGACCAGGAGCGGAGACCACGCAGUGGGACACCCCAUCCGCAAUAUACGCCCGAAUAACUAAGAAGGUCCUUCAAGAGAGCGGAUGCUCUGACGUGCUAGACGAAGUCGCCUGUCUCCGCUCCUACGACGCACUUAAAUGGUUCACCGAGCCCUCCUGCACGCAAGCCAUCGGCCCCAUCCGCGAUAACAAUUUCAUCUUCACGCGAGCCCUUCCCCUCUCCGGACAUCUUUCCAAAAAACACAAUAUCCCCGUCCUCAUCGGCGUGAACCGCGAUGAGAUAUCCUACUACUUCACCACGCCCACUACAAACUUCACCUCCAACCUGCUCCUCAUCACCGCCAUUGCAGGCUUCGACCUUACGCACCUCUCGAACUCCUCGUUUUCUCCUGAGAGGUCACCAGUAUGGCCUUCUCUCACAGAGGAAGAGAAACAAGCUGCUGUGUUCAACGCUACAAACACCAUAGCUACACACCUCUUCUUCACCUGCCUCACCCACGCCUUCGCUUACUCCGCCACCCACAACUCCAUCUUCACCGCCGCCUACGAGUUCCAGUUCAAUCGCACGUACCAGACUCCCCGCUUCGGUGACGCCGCACGCCCGAUAUGCGGGAGGGAUGUAGACAAUCCGAAUGAAGAGGAAUACUACAAAUGUCACGCGGGGGAGGCGCCGUAUACCUUUGGGAACAUCCUACAGCAGGGGUGGAAGGAUAGGGAUGGGCAGGAUACGGCAUUUGCGAGGUUAGUGGUGGAUUGGUGGAGUGGGUUUGCGAGGACAGGGACCAUGAAGGCUGAGGAGGGGUGGUUGGAGGCAAGGGGGUUUGCGGAGAGUGUGCAAAAGAUGAAGGAGGCUGGCGCAUGGGCUGGGCAUAGAGGUGUGGUUAUGCGGUUGCAGUGGAGUGGCUUGGGUAAGGUGUUGAUUGAUGAUGAUAGUGUUGAGUGUGAGGAGUUGGGCCUGGGGAAGGAUUUUUAUGAGGUAUAUAAUUAUGGAGAAGCUUAG
Molecule: messenger RNA, 1827 nt
Organism: Didymosphaeria variabile
Lineage: Eukaryota; Fungi; Ascomycota; Dothideomycetes; Pleosporales; Didymosphaeriaceae
Exons: 2
Coding region: 1-1827 (608 amino acids)
Source: RefSeq, a predicted model, not a curated record